Molecule: messenger RNA, 5894 nt
Organism: Labeo rohita (rohu)
Lineage: Eukaryota; Metazoa; Chordata; Actinopteri; Cypriniformes; Cyprinidae
Gene: slc1a9
Product: solute carrier family 1 member 9
Exons: 11
Coding region: 101-2242 (713 amino acids)
Biological process (GO): L-glutamate transmembrane transport
Cellular component (GO): plasma membrane
Molecular function (GO): neutral L-amino acid transmembrane transporter activity; L-glutamate transmembrane transporter activity; glutamate:sodium symporter activity
Source: RefSeq, a predicted model, not a curated record
GACUUCCCUCCCUCCCCCUCCAAAAAAAAAAACAUUUCAGCAGUGCUGCCAAUCCGUCUUUAUGUCUGAGCAGCAACUGUUGUUUUAGUUUAAAUCUGAGAUGAAGAACAAACAGAUGAACAGGACAGGGAACAUCCACAGAAAGAAAGAGAAAUGCAGGUCAAAGAGUCAGUACCAAACAGGUAAGAAGAGAAAGGGCAAAAAGGCCAAGACGGCAAACUCAGAUAGAAUGACGAAUAAGCAUUUGGGCAACCAGACAAGUGCAGCAGCAUUGCAGAUGGACGAUGGAGUGGAUACAGAAUUAAAAGACGACACAAACCAACCAUGUGGCUGGUUCUCACGCAACCUGCUCCUUGCCCUCACCGUGCUAGGUGUUAUAGCGGGCACAGUGCUGGGCAUGAUGCUGCGUUAUGUUCCUGAUCUGGACACAAACACUCUCAUGCUGGUUUCCUUUCCGGGAGACAUCCUGAUGAGAAUGCUGAAGAUGCUCAUCCUGCCCCUAAUCAUCUCCAGUCUCAUCACAGGCCUGGCCGGUCUGGAUGCUCGCUCCAGUGGAAGAAUGGGCACCAGAGCAAUGGUGUACUACAUGUCCACCACAGUAAUCGCAGCUGUACUAGGUGUCAUCCUGGUGCUCGGAAUACACCCUGGGAACCCAAAACUCAGGUCCAGUCAGGUCGGCUCCGCCUCCAAGAACCAAGAAGUCAGCAGUCUGGAUGCCUUUCUAGAUCUGAUCCGAAAUCUUUUCCCAGAGAACCUGGUGCAGGCAUGUUUUCAGCAGGUUCAAACGGUGAUGAAAAAAGUAGCUGUCCCAGUCCAGAACCAAACAGAACCGAUCCUUGUCAAUAGGAAAAAACUGGAACUGAAGUGGGGAAUGAAUGUUUUAGGUUUGAUUGGGUUCUUCAUCGCAUUCGGUAUCUGCAUGGGGAAAAUGGGAGAGAGGGGGAAGCUCAUGUGCGAUUUCUUCAACAUCCUUAAUGAGAUCAUCAUGAAGAUGGUGUCCAUGAUCAUGUGGUACUCUCCAGUAGGCAUUGCCUCCCUCAUCUGUGGGAAAAUUGCUGCUAUCGGUGACUUGGAAGUGGUGGCGAGGCAGCUAGGCAUGUACAUGGUCACCGUCAUAGUCGGUCUCAUCAUUCAUGGCGGGCUCAUCCUGCCAGUCAUAUUCUUUUCCGUGACUCGGAAAAACCCCUUCGCGUUUUACUCUGGAAUCUUCCAGGCUUGGAUCACUGCUCUGGGAACAGCCAGCAGUGCUGGGACAUUGCCAGUGACGUUUCGUUGUCUGGAGGAGAAUCUGAAGAUUGACAAGCGUGUGACUCGCUUUGUGCUGCCCAUCGGAGCCACCGUAAACAUGGAUGGCACUGCACUCUAUGAGGCUGUAGCAGCCAUUUUCAUCGCCCAGAUGAAUGACAUUGCCCUAGAUGGAGGACAGAUUGUUACCGUUAGUAUGACAGCGACUUUAGCCAGCGUGGGAGCGGCCAGUAUUCCCAGUGCGGGUCUAGUCACCAUGUUGCUAAUCCUGACCGCCGUGGGCCUUCCAACUCAAGACAUCAGCCUGCUCGUCGCUGUCGACUGGCUCCUCGACAGAAUGCGCACCUCCAUUAACGUGGUGGGCGACUCUUUCGGGGCGGGCAUUGUGGACCACCUAUCACGGGCAGAGCUCGCCGUGAUCGAUGGGGACAUCCCUCUAUCAGACGAGGAGUUUGUCCCCCCUCCGCCUCUCCUCACUGAAAUAGACCUUAUAGACCCUCUCAAACCACCCGAACUGCCCCCUCGCUCCCCGCGUCCCCCCAAGCUCAACCAUCACGCCCCGUCUCUGACCCCUUCGCAGUCUCUGUCGCACUCUAUCCCGCACUCGCCCCGUUCCGUCCGCUCUCCGUCACCUCACUCCAUCCGUUCGCCCUCCCCUCGCUCCGUGUGCUCUCACUCCCCAAGGCCUUUCCGAACACAUUCUCCUCGUCUGUUACGCAGGACGGAGCCUGGAUACUGUGUCCUGCCCACUCAUGACAACCAGAUGACCACUCUUCCCAGAGGUUUCCGAGAGAGAGGCAGAGACCGGGAAAGAGACAGAGAAAGAGAAAGAGAAAGAGAAAGAGAGAGACUGCGGGAACGGGAACGAGAUAAAGGUAGCGAGACUGAGGAGGACGAGGAGAAAGAACGAAUGAUGGACGAGGCGAGCGACGGAGAAGAAAGCGACGACACGGCGUACGACAGACGCCACGCCAUCCCACCUUGUGACCUGCCCUGAACCAAACAGAUGAAGCUGUAUCACAUUUUCACAAUACUUCUUCCAUAUUUCAGAACCCACCUUUUUGGAUGAAAGCUGGCAUUUUGUUGUUGUUUGGCAAAGACUUUGAGUAGCUAGGUGUGUUGUGUGUUUGUUUUGCGUUGAGAAUAUUGACAUACGUGAAUGGAGGGUUCACCGGCAAGUAUGUUUCUUAGUAUCAGCUUUAUAGUCUAGCAACUGCAACUGUUUGUAACUUAUAGUUUAUUUGCUUUUACAGGAUUUCGGUAAUAAACCGGAUCAGUGGCUUUGAACGUUUAUUGCACAUGCUCUGCCAGUUUUGAUUUUAUUUAUUCGCUGACUUCCCUGUCAUAUAAUUUAUCUAGGCUACUGGGAUACUGGUUGUAACACUGGAUGUCACUGCACCGCACUGUAAAACCCAGACUUACUCAAUGGUUCAGGGAAAAGAUAGCCUUGACUCAUUGGAGCUGCCUUAGUUUACUUGAUGUCCUCUGUUCAGUUGCCAGUGUGACAUAAACAAAAUGACAACAGGCAGUUCAAAUGAGUCGAAGCAGUUGGUUCCUAUAAACAGUCCAAAGUUGUUCCAAAUCUCUCGUUUUAUGAUUGUUGGGUUUUUCUUUUGACGGUGGCGAGGACGUCACAAGCAGCUGUGAGUAACACGAGGACGUUUCUCCCCAAACCCCUCAUGUUCCUUCCCUUUCCGCAUGUCUUAAAAACGUGAAUCAUACCCUGAAAACAUCAACUGCAUGUAGAGAUUUACCAAUACACUGUUUAGAUUAAUGGGUUUUACGUCAGGCCAAGUGCAGUUACACAAACCUGAUAUAGUUCUUUACUUUUGUACAGUUUGUCCUCACACAACUCGUCCAUUCUCAUACUGCAUGAAUGCCAGUGUAGUUCUCACUCACAUCCAGCUUAUUAUAAAAAAAAAUCACACUUUUUUUUAUUAUUAUUAUCAAAUUUAUUUUUCAUACUCUGGUAACACUUUACAAUAAGGUUCAUGAGUUAACUACAUUAGUAUAACAUGAACUAAGAAUGAACAAUACUUCUACAGCAUUUAUUAAUCGUAAUGUUAUUUUCUCUCAUUUUACUAAUGCAUUAUUAAAAUUAUUAAACAGUUGUGUUUGCUAACAUUAGUUAAAGGGGUCAUGAACUGCCUUUUUUAUUAUUUUGUACUGUUCUCUUUUUUUUAACAUCAAAAAACAUAAUUUAGAAGUAAUAGGCUAUUUUCUGUCCUUUUAACCCCCCUCAUCAGAACGCUCUGUUUGAAUAGGCUUAAAAGUGUAUACACCUACUGCUGUGAUUGGCUAAAAGCAUACAUUUAUUCCUUAUAGAUGGACCCCACGCUGUGAUUUAGGUUUAAAACUCAUAAAUAACUCAAUACAUAUCAAACGAUCUGUAUGAAGAGACAAAGCAAUAGUGACCACGUAAUAAAAACAGUUUAUACUUAUGUUGCGACAUUACUGUUGGAUCCAAUAUAGGCGGCACAGCAUGGUCUUUUAGUUCGAAUCUUUUUGAAAAUCCCAUGUCGAAUUGUUUCGCUCUGUUCACUAACGUAACCUUGGUUUCCUGAGAUGAGGGAACGAGUGUUGCAUCGCUGAUGCUACGGGUAUUUGUAAACGAAUCCGCAGUAAAAUGAACUAAACAAAGGGCCGAGUUCCUACUGAAUGGUCUGGAACUUAUUUAAAAAUGAAGUUCAUCCACUCUUUCCUAACAUUGGGAUCAGAAAGAAGGCAAUGCAAAUGCUGUUUUUUCACACAUUGACACUGCAGAGUGUCCUGUGUAGACCUGCACGUUCACCUCUCUGGUAAACACUAUGCCCGAAUCGGUGGGCGGGGCUAAACAGACAUUACAAAACAUUCCAAAAGCUGUCAUUUUGGCAGACUGCCUUCAGUAUAAGCUGUUUUUAGACUAACAACAAAGUUUUGAGUUCUUGAAACUGAUUUUUUUUUUUUUUUUAGUACAGUGACCUCUUAUAUGUCAAAAGAUCAAGGGAAUUUUGGUUUCUCAUGACCCCUUAAUGCACUGUGAACUAACAUGAACAAACAAUGAAUGACUGUUUUUUUAUUGACUAAUAUUAACAGAUAACAGUAGUGUAAUAAAUAGUGUAAUAAAUGUAUUGUUUAUUGUUCAUUUAUGUUAGUUAAUACAUUAACUAAAGUUAACACGACACCUUAUUGUUAAGUGUUACCCAUACUUUAGAACAUAUUACUUAUUAUUUUAAAAGAAAGUAAUACUUUAUUCAGCAACGAUGCAUUAAACUGAUCGAAAGUACCUGUGAAGUCAUUUAUCAUAUUACAAACGAUUUCUGUGACAGAAUAAGUGAUGUUCUUUUGAACUUUCUAUCAUCAAAGAAUCCUGAAACUACAUUUUACAUAUUUUGCGUAUUGCACUGUCACAAACAUAUUAAGCAGCGCAACUGUUUUAAACAUUAAUAAUAAUAAUAAUAAUGCAUGUCUCUCAAAUAGAAUGAUUUCUAAAAAAGCUAUGAAACAUGAGAAUAUUACUGUCUUUACUGUAUUUUUGAUCAAAUAAAAAAGCCUUGGUGAGCAUUACAGACUUCUUCAAAGUCUUACAGACCCAGACACAGUUAUGAUUACAGCUCCAUAUGUUUCAAUUUCCAGACAGAACAAGCUUGCUCGGUAGUUCAGCCAGCACAGAAUUGGACUUAAGUUGUAGAACCCUUGGGUACGAAUCCCAUGAAAAACUCACGAUGACUCAUGAUAAAAUAGCUGAAAGAUGCACGUGCAUCUGUUCAGAGGAACGCUUUUUUUAGUGCCACUCAGUGGACAUCUCACAUCGAAUAUGUCACGAAACAUACAUGGCAGUACGUUUUCAUCAAUGUUUUCAUGUCCUACAAUGUCUCAAACUGUACUCAGAUUUGCCAAAAGUCUGCAAUCAGGCAUCCCAGAUUUCAGUAUGAACUCUCAAAUUCCUAAUCAAGUCCUUCCUGAAUCAUAAGCAAUGUACAAUACAGCUCUGUAAUCUUACUGUACAUCAACAGUCUCUUAAGAUUUUUUUUUCCCUCUACAAUUCAAGAAUUACUUUGAUGUUAAUAUUGUUGUCAUAUUUGCUAUUAUUGUCUAGUGUUGCAAUUUAGCUCGUCAUUUAUGAUGUAUUUCUGUCUGACUUAUGUAUUUAUUCUGUCUGAUAGACUUUAUUUCUUUUUCCCAUGAAAUGUUUCUCCGAAACUCCCUUUGCUUCCACCUCACGGUGUCCCCUUGUCCCUCUGAAUUCACAUGACCACAACAGCUGCCGUCUGUGGUGUGCAAAAUAAAAUCUUAACAAUUUAUUUAACUUUUUCGAGUGGUUUGUCCUUUAAUGCCUCUUGUGUAAGAGUGUCAACACGAGGCACGUUUAAAUCCCGUCUCACUCUCGCAUUAAGACCGGUGGACGAACGAAAUCCCUUCACGCACACGGAGUCAAAAUUUCCUCGCACAAUGAUGAGACAAAGACAUCAAAACACUUAAUCCGCUCAAAGGAGAGCGAGGGAGAGAGAGAGAGCAAAGGAUGGGAGACAGCAGCAGAUGGCCAGAAAGAUGUCAAUCCUCCUCAUUCUUCCCAGGACAACAGUGAAGCAGGAGACAGAUGAUUACAAGGGACACUGACGUUAUUAUAGGGACCCUGGACGUCACAGAGAUGGAAUGGGAAAGCUUAA